AUGCCUUGUCACCCUAAAAAACCCGAAUUCCAAGUCCGAGACAUUCCCAGCCUUCGGGGCUACAUCGCAAUUGUCACCGGUGGAAACUCUGGUAUCGGAUAUGAAAUCACUUUGCAACUCGCCCUACGCGGUGCCAGAGUCUACAUCGCCAGUCGCUCAAGCGACCGCGUCAACAAGGCAAUCGCAGAAAUGAGACAGAACAGCCCAGACCUGGACCUCCACUUCCUCAAGCUAGACCUGCAAGAUCUCCAGAGUAUCAAGGUCACUGCGGCCGACUUCAUGAGCAGAGAGUAUCGCCUUGAUAUCCUCAUCAACAACGCCGGUAUCAUGGCUAGUCCUUUCAAGUUGACCAAGGAUGGCUUCGAACUUCAGUGGCAGACUUGCUUCCUCUCACAUCACGCCCUCACUAUGGAGUUGAUGCCUCUGCUUAUCUCAGCUGCACAAGAGAGUGGCCGAAUGGAUCGCUCGAGAAUCGUCAACGUCGCUAGUGAUAUGGCUCUUCGAAUGGGACCUGAGAGUAUCAACUACGACGACCCUAAUCUCACUGAUCUUACCGGAACAUUGGCACCAUGGAAAAGAUAUGGCCAUUGCAAGGAGGCUAAUAUCAUCGCAGCCCGAGCCAUCACAGAUCGAUAUCAAUCCCUCGGUGUGACGGCCUACUCCGUCCACCCAGGCAUCGUCAAGUCCGGCCUUCAGUCUCACAACCCCAGCAAAAUCUUCGGAGCCGUGAGCAAAAUCGCAAUGACGGUCGGCCCGACCUCCACUACCCUCGAGGCAGCCUUGAACUCGCUCUUCUGCGCCACAAGUGGCAGAGCGUUUGCGAACCCUGGAAGAUACUAUGUCCCGGUGACUAAGCUUGACGAUCGGGCAAACAAGUGGCUUGAUGACCCUCGGGCUGUCAACAAGCUGUGGGAUCUGGCUACUAAGCAGCUUAAGGAGCAUGGAUUCGUCGUUGGAAACUCGCCCCAGUAUUACAACUAG
This is a messenger RNA of Fusarium sp. VM40, 981 nucleotides long. Lineage: Eukaryota; Fungi; Ascomycota; Sordariomycetes; Hypocreales; Nectriaceae. The record is from the annotation of a GenBank genome assembly.